This is a messenger RNA of Rattus norvegicus (Norway rat), 3400 nucleotides long. It is a transcript of the gene Trarg1, whose product is annotated as trafficking regulator of GLUT4 (SLC2A4) 1. The transcript has 3 exons. Lineage: Eukaryota; Metazoa; Chordata; Mammalia; Rodentia; Muridae. Gene Ontology annotation, cellular component: perinuclear region of cytoplasm; membrane; endomembrane system. Bases 435 to 956 code for a protein of 173 amino acids. The record is from RefSeq and is marked validated.
ACUGAGCUUCCCUGCGUCUUCACACUCACUCACUGGAGAGCAGAGGAAAGGAGCAAUCUUCUCUUUGCUCUCCCUGCUUUCUCUUGCUUCCCCGCCCAUCUGUGCAGUCAGCAGCUCCAGCAAAGUUGGCCUCAAACUUAAACGGAGCUGAAGCCUCUAGCUUCCUCAGAGCUCCAAGGUGGUGGUUGUGGUGGCAGUGGCAGUGGCAGCAGCAGCAGCGGCGGCAGCAGCAGCAGCAGGCGGCUCCAGGCUCCAGCGGUGGACUCCGAGAUCCUUGAGAAGCUCUUCUGAAUCUUCCAGCACCCAGCUAGCCCCUAGCCCUCUGCAAAACACACCCAGAGGUUUGAAAUCUGGACUGGCGGAUGGGGUGCUGAGGACCCUCUGGAGCACGUUAUCCUUAUCGGGACUUGAAAAAACCCAAGGCCCAAGUCAACAUGGCCAACCCAGUGCAGCCUCAGCUUCAAGACCCAGGCUCCACCUCACCCUUGGAUCUGCCCGAGAUGGAGAAGCUUCUCACCAAAGUGGAGAACAAGGAUGACCAAGCCUUGAAUCUGUCCAAGUCUCUGUCAGGGGCUCUGGAUCUGGAGCAGAAUGGUCACAGCCUACCCUUCAAGGUCAUCUCCGAGGGGCACCGCCAACCUUCCCUUUCUGGUUCCCCUUCCCGGGCCAGCUCUCGGCGAGCAUCCUCCGUCGUCACCACCUCCUACGCCCAGGACCAAGAAGCCCCCAAAGAUUACCUGGUCCUUGCCAUUGCCUCUUGCUUCUGCCCCGUCUGGCCCCUCAACCUCAUCCCCCUCAUCUUUUCCAUCAUGUCUCGAAGUAGUGUGCAGCAGGGGGACCUGGAUGGGGCACGGAGGCUGGGCCGCCUGGCACGGCUGCUUAGCAUCACCUUCAUCAUCCUGGGUAUCGUUAUCAUCAUCGUGGCUGUCACUGUCAACUUCACAGUUCCGAAGUAACCACAGAGCUGUUUGGAGCGGAGGCAGACGCCAGCCAGCUGGAGAGCUCCGACCGAACCCACAUGUCCCCACACAUUACAGAGGACAGGAUGGUGGCUGCCGAGUGCCCACCUGUCCCCAAGCUCCAAAAGCACAAACUUGGAGGGAAAUCUCUACGUCACUCCUUUGUCAGCCCACGGCAGACGGAAGGGAAAAUCUGGAAUGAAGUUGGCCGUGAACUCAAUCUCAUAGUUACAUCUCUCGCCUUUUGACCUCAGUUCUCGGGCUUGUUUCUCAUCCCACAAUUCCUGGGACUUACACGUAGCGUAAACUGCCAGAAUGGGAAGAAAACCAGCCCCACAGCCAAGAAAGAAGCACUGGGUGUCUAUGGACAUGAGCACAUCUUUUCUAUUUUUCUUGAAGGGGAGUAAACAGAUGGCUUGCAUGCUUUGUGCCGAGCAUCCACUGUGAUCCCAGCCGGAGCCCAGGGGGAAUCUGUCACUCAGCACAGACCCUGGAUACCCACUGGCAAAGAGACAAGAGCCACAUGGAAAUCCUCUAUUGAUGACUGGAUAGGAAUAGCAUGGCACACCUGGCACUCUUGCCGAAUGUCAAGCUCGAGGCUUCUCUACCAAGGACUCUGGAUCCAGAGUGUUUUCCAGAACUGCAGGUUCUGCCUCUUGAUUUCCACCUGUGCUAUACCUGCAGGCACCCAUCUGGAAGCCCUAGAACUUGACCUGUCCCAGGUCUUGCCACGGACUCUUUGGAGGUCUGGGAUCCCAUUUGGUAACCUACACAAGUGGUUCAGGAGCCUUAUACAGGGUAUUCAGGGGAUCCUACACAGAAGAGCUGAAGUGGAUCCUGGCUUCAGACUGUUAGCCGAGCUCUAAUGGAUGCUCUGUUCCUGGUCCUGGGUCCCAGGCCAUUCACAGCAGCAUCAGCUUUCCCCAGAGGUAGCUUUGAGACUCCUACUGGACUCUGUUUAUUCAAAGGUUCUGGGAAGUCUUUGCUGCCGCUUGUAAGGGAGGGAGCUAGAGAAUUCUUAGGAAGGCAUGUUAUUUCUUGACCUGGAGUCCAAGGAGUCCGGCAGGAGAGGCUCAGCUGAAAGGGCAGUUUGGGGAGUAGGGACCAUGACUGGAAGCAAAGGCCCAGUAGGCCCUAGUCUUAGGACCUAGCAGAACACGGGAAAGAAGCCGAACAGCCCUCUGCCAAACGGCCUCAUGCUCGUCGCAUCUCUAUUUCUCCAUUUAUUUUUGCCUGGCUGUGCCCACGGGGGCUUCACCUGCUGGCCUUGCCUGCUCUGAGCCCCGUCUACCCAUGUCAUACUCCACUGGCACCACCACCUUCAGCUCAGACCUGCUAGAGGGGCCUCCCCUGCCCAGCAGCCAGGAUUAUUGGCUUCAGGGGGGGGGAGGGGACAGGUCUACUGCCAUCACUACACUGGCUGGGGAUGGGAAGUUCACUUCCUCUGAGCAAAAUUAGGAUCCUGAUCCCUCCUUCCCCAGGCUCCAUGCUUGGCUCCCUAAAAUCUCAGAGAUGCUGGACAGGCCAAGUUAGCACAGAGCGCUGGCUGCUGGGAGAGGCUCUGGGGUUUCAGAGCAGCUGCUUGGAGGACUGAGGUGUUGGGAGUGUCUCUUAGGGGGUUGGUGCCCCUAAGUCAGGCUCCCACUGAGGAAGUGAACUUGGACUUCUGUUCCUAAAGCAGGAACUGGCUGCCCACCCUUUGUGGGACCUCUGAAACCAAACUAGGGACAUCCUCGUUUUCUGUGGGAAGUGAGCAGGUGAACCCAGAGCGAGUGUGCGAUUUGAGAGGUUCCUACCUAAAGAACACUUGUCCUAGACUCCCGAUCCUGAGUGGGUGGCCUCCUAAAGGCCCUCCCAGGACAGAUACUGUGUAGUCAUUGUCAUGAUGGCUUCUACACCACUGGAGUCUAGGUCACACCCAGCCAUUCCUCCCUGUCUCUUAGUCAGAGCUGUACACUAGGCCUGCCAGUCACACCUUCACACAUGCACACCCGCACACACUCACACACUCAUUCGUACUUCAGUCUGGAACAAACUGAGUCUCUAUAUUAGGGGGAUGGCUUAGCCAGAACAGGCAAGAACAACCUGGGAGCCUCCCAGUGGUUUCGGGGACCCAGCCUGGAGGUCCCCAAGAUAUCCCCUGGACAGACGGAGCACAGGGCAGGAGGAGAGAGACAUUGGGGUGGAAGGAGAGUGAGUGAGAGUUCUCUCAGUCCCCAGUUCCCACUGGAGCUCAGAGGGACGGGGCCCUGCCAUCUGAACUCUGGCUUGGUUCAGCUGCCGGCUGUAUGAUCCCAGUGGCUGAGCGGAGUGACUCAGCCUCUCCUGGGCAUCCUGGUGAACAUCAAGAAUUGCCUCCUCCCCACCACACACACUAGUGACUCUGUAUUUCUUGGCAUGGAAAGAAAUAAAACUGAACAUAUAUGUUCUCUGUGUAUGUA